AUGGCAAAGAAUCCUCCAGAGAACUGUGAGGACUGUCACAUUCUAAAUGCAGAAGCUUUGAAAUCCAAGAAGAUAUGUAAAUCACUGAAGAUUUGUGGACUGGUGUUUGGGGUCCUGGCCUUAACUCUAAUUGUCCUGUUUUGGGGGAGCAAACACUUCUGGCCGGAGGUAUCCAAGAAAACCUAUGACAUGGAGCACACUUUCUACAGCAAUGGUGAGAAGAAGAAGAUUUACAUGGAAAUUGAUCCCCUGACCAGAACGGAAAUAUUCAGAAGUGGAAAUGGCACUGAUGAAACAUUGGAAGUCCAUGACUUUAAAAACGGAUACACUGGCAUCUACUUCGUAGGUCUUCAAAAGUGCUUUAUUAAAACUCAAAUCAAAGUGAUUCCUGAAUUUUCUGAACCAGAAGAAGAAAUAGAUGAGAACGAAGAAAUCACUACAACUUUCUUUGAACAGUCAGUGAUUUGGGUUCCUGCAGAAAAGCCUAUUGAAAACAGAGAUUUUCUGAAAAAUUCUAAAAUUCUGGAGAUUUGUGAUAAUGUGACCAUGUACUGGAUCAAUCCCACUCUAAUAGCAGUUUCUGAAUUGCAAGACUUUGAGGAGGAUGGUGAAGAUCUUCAUUUCCCCACCAAUGAGAAAAAAGGGAUUGAACAGAAUGAGCAAUGGGUGGUUCCACAAGUAAAGGUGGAGAAGACCCGUCACACCAGACAAGCAAGUGAGGAAGACCUUCCAGUAAAUGACUAUACUGAAAAUGGAAUCGAAUUUGACCCCAUGCUAGAUGAGAGAGGUUAUUGUUGUAUCUACUGUCGUCGAGGCAACCGUUACUGUCGCCGAGUCUGUGAACCUUUACUAGGUUACUACCCAUAUCCAUACUGCUACCAGGGAGGACGAGUCAUCUGUCGCGUCAUCAUGCCUUGCAACUGGUGGGUGGCCCGCAUGCUUGGGAGAGUCUAA
Molecule: messenger RNA, 954 nt
Organism: Microtus ochrogaster (prairie vole)
Lineage: Eukaryota; Metazoa; Chordata; Mammalia; Rodentia; Cricetidae
Gene: Tnmd
Product: tenomodulin
Biological process (GO): negative regulation of endothelial cell proliferation; negative regulation of angiogenesis
Source: RefSeq, a predicted model, not a curated record